This is a messenger RNA of Bactrocera tryoni, 1076 nucleotides long. Its product is annotated as putative nuclease HARBI1. The transcript has 4 exons. The coding region runs from base 46 to 990 and encodes 314 amino acids. Lineage: Eukaryota; Metazoa; Arthropoda; Insecta; Diptera; Tephritidae. The record is from RefSeq and is a predicted model, not a curated record.
UUUAAUUCUCGCGAAAAAGUGAAUAAACAUUAAAAUAAAUAAAAAAUGGAUAUGAGUUUUGAUUUAUAUUACAAUGACGAAAAUAUUGGGGGCAAAAUUGAUGUGCUACGUAUACGAAAAAGCCUUUGUGAUCACUCAAAUCCAUUGGAGCUUCCAAAUGCAAAAUUCAUAAGGUAUUUUCGAUUAAAUAAAGAAGCAUUUUGUUUUUUACUGAAUGAGAUGAAGGAACAUUUCCACAAACAUGUGCGAGGAGCGGCCAUACCUCCUAUAUUAAAAUUAUGCGCAACUCUGCGUUUCCUUGCUGACGGUGGUUAUCAAAAAUGCAGUGGAAAUGAUUUUAACAUUGGAUUGGCGCAACCUACGACAUCUUUAGUAAUUAAAGAGGUUCUAAAUAUAACUGAACAACGUAUUUGUGCCCAAUGGAUUAAAAUUCCAAUGACUGAGGAGGAGCAAAACGCUUCAAAAGUUUCAUUUUAUUCAAAAAGUGCUUUCCCGGAAGUAGUUGGUUGCAUCGACGGGACUCAUGUUCGCAUAAUUUCACCAAGAAAAGAAGUGCAACAUCUUUAUCUUAACAGAAAGGGCUACUACAAUUUAAACGUGAUGAUUCUUUGGGAUUAUAAAAUGUCUAUUCGGUAUGUGGAUGCUAGGCAUGCAGGCGCAAGUCAUGACUCUUUUGUUUUCAAUGUUAGCGAUUUGAAAGUGCAUUUCCAGAACAACAAACAGAAUAACACUUGGAUCUUGGGCGACGCCGGCUAUCCUCUGCACAAGUUUUUAAUGACGCCUUAUCGCUUGGCGGAAGCUUCUUCACCCCAAGCACGCUACAAUACAGUACACUCAAAGGCCCGGAAUAUUGUAGAGCGGACAACUGGUGUACUCAAGAGUAGAUUUCGAUGUCUUUUAUCUGUACGAGGUUUACAUUACACUUCUGAAAAGGCUACGCAAAUUGUGAAUGCUUGUUGCGCAUUUAAAUUAAAUAAAUUCAUUAAAUAACAAUACCACUUCAUUCCAGAAUAAUUAAAAAUAAAAUAAAAAAAUAUUACUUUGUGUCUUAAACAACCAAAAAUAGCAAUUUUGAG